This is a messenger RNA of Jatropha curcas, 1982 nucleotides long. Its product is annotated as phospholipase A1-Igamma1, chloroplastic. Gene Ontology annotation, biological process: lipid metabolic process. Gene Ontology annotation, molecular function: glycerophospholipase activity. The record is from RefSeq and is a predicted model, not a curated record. Lineage: Eukaryota; Viridiplantae; Streptophyta; Magnoliopsida; Malpighiales; Euphorbiaceae.
AUAAGCAGGGGAAAGUUGAAAGUCCCUUCACAACCAACUCCAUGACUAAUGAGCAAUCCGGCCUCAUGAAUCGCAUGCAUUAUAAAAAUUAAAAAGGAAAAAACAAUCACUACACGUGUAUAAAUUUCGUCUUCUUUAUUCAAAUUGGUCGCAUUUGAACUGCUUCAUCAAACUUUCAUCAAUGGCGAUUUCUCCAUCAAACACUCUUCUUCCUUGCAAAAAUCAUAACAUUUUCCGAUCCGAAAAUCGUUUCUCUUCAUCAGUAAAUCGCUCGAAGUCUGUAAAAUUCGCCACCAGAACGCCUAAAGUCUUAUCCAAAACAAGCGAGACUUCGUCACUGUCGUCGAUUAUUACAGAGCUCGAGAAAGAAACUAAUAAAACCCAACAAGCAGAACCAGAGAGAAAACUAGCCGAUAUUUGGAGAGAAAUUCACGGCCAAGAUGAUUGGGUCGGCUUGCUCGAUCCAAUAGACCCUAUUUUACGAACAGAGCUAAUCAGAUAUGGCGAGAUUGCUCAAGCUUGCUACGACGCUUUCGAUUAUGAUCCGUAUUCAAAGUACUGUGGAAGUUGCCGAUUCAUGCGCCGUAGGUUUUUCGACUCGCUAGGAAUGGGCCACCAUGGCUAUGAAGUCAGUAGAUAUCUCUACGCCACCACUAAUAUCGAUCUCCCUAAUUUUUUCAAGGAAUCGCGUUGGCCGAAAGUGUGGAGCAGAAAAGCUAAUUGGAUUGGAUAUGUCGCCGUAUCCAACGACGAAACAACAAAGCGUUUAGGCCGCCGUGAUAUCGUUAUUGCUUGGAGAGGUACUGUUACGCGGCUGGAGUGGAUUGCAGACCUAAUGGACUUUCUAAAACCUAUUAAUGGAAACAAAAUCCCUUGCCCCGAUCCCGCCGUAAAGGUUGAAUCCGGGUUUCUAGAUCUCUACACCGAUAAAGACGAGAAUUGCCGGUUUUGUAAAUUCUCAGCUAGAGAACAGGUAUUGACGGAAGUUAAACGGUUAACGGAAAUGCAUAGCAACGAAGAAGUGAGCAUCACCAUUACUGGUCACAGUCUAGGUAGUGCCUUGGCAAUACUAAGUGCAUAUGAUUUAGUUGAAACGGGGCUCCAUGUGAUGCAAGAUUGUCGGGCCCUGCCCGUUUGCGUGUUCUCAUUUUCGGGUCCUCGAGUGGGGAAUGCGAGAUUUAAGGAGCGGAUAGAGUCACUGGGUGUGAAAGUGUUGAGAGUAGUGAAUGUGCAUGACGUAGUGCCGAAAGCGCCAGGGUUUUUUUUCAAUGAGCAAGUGCCGCCGAUGUUAAUGAAGCUAGCCGGAGGAUUGCCGUGGUGUUACUCGCAUGUAGGAGUGGAGCUGGCUUUGGAUCACACCCACUCUCCCUUCUUGAAAGAAACAAGUGACCCGGUUUGUGCCCAUAACUUGGAGGCUCACUUGCAUUUGCUUGAUGGAUAUCAUGGAAAAGGCCGUAGAUUUGUACUGGCAGGUGGAAGGGACCCAGCACUGGUGAACAAGGCUUCUGACUUCUUGAAAGAUCAUUACUUGGUUCCACCCUUCUGGAGACAAGACGAGAAUAAGGGCAUGGUGAGAAAUAAUGAUGGCCGUUGGAUCCAACCUGAACGUCCCAGACUUGAUGAUCAUCCUCCUGAUAUUCAUCAUCAUCUCAAGAAAUUAGGCCUCGCUAAUUCUGACCACUAACAAAAUAUUAAUAUUUCCUUCUCCUUCACUCCAGGCAAUGGCCUGCAUUUCAUGAAAAUUAUGGACUUGGGUAUUGGAGCAGAGUAGUAAUCCAAAUGUAUCCGGGUGUAAAAUAGUCUCUCUGCCCUCCCAUAUUGUGCACCGAACAAUAAUUGAUUAUGAUAGAAGUUCUAGGUUUGUCUAAGAUGAUCAUAAGAGUUAUGUUAGCUGUAAAAACCACUAGUGCAAAAUUGUCACUACAUAGGAUCAAUUACUAGGGACCUUAGUUGCAAUUGAAAAAGUAAAUUUUAUUUAUUUA